This is a messenger RNA of Fusarium vanettenii 77-13-4, 576 nucleotides long. RefSeq lists its product as uncharacterized. NCBI's taxonomy places the organism in Eukaryota, Fungi, Ascomycota, Sordariomycetes, Hypocreales, Nectriaceae. Bases 1 to 576 code for a protein of 191 amino acids. The transcript has 2 exons. Gene Ontology annotation, molecular function: hydrolase activity, acting on glycosyl bonds. The record is from RefSeq and is a predicted model, not a curated record.
AUGAAGGUCUUUCCGCUCCUUCUGACGGUCAUCACAUUCCUCCUUUGCACGGGUGCCGUUCCUUGUACCCCCAAGAAACCGCCUGCAAAGUGCCCCAAUCUCGUUCGAAAUGCAUCCUUUGGUGGGAAGGGCAACAAGCCCUGGCGCUACCUCGGUAAGGGCGCGAGCGCCAUAAAGAGCCACAUAAACAAAGAAUGGGGCAAAAACGGCUACACUUCGCUCGUCUUCGACAUCACCAGAACCGACCAACGCCCCUAUGCCUUCCAAGGUGUCGUAGGCGUUCUCCCGGAUAAGAACUAUGGGGUCCGAUACUCCUACAAGGUGCUGAACGGCGCACCUAAGCCAGGCGAUGAGUGCAAACUCAGAGUGCAGAUCGGCCAGGCCUUUAGGGAGGACGCUAUUGAGGGGGCGUUCAUCAAGGGGAACUGGACAGACCUGGAUUUCAAGUUCACGGCAACGAACGUCGAGCCCACCGUCCAGUUGUCGGCUCGCUGCGAGAAAAGCACCGAGAAUGGUGUGCAAAUCGCUGUUGACGACAUCAUCGUGCGCGAGGUGACAGAGGAUUGUCCGGCUUAA